AUGGGGGUGCAUCCUGUUCUUAGUAACAAUAAUAACACGGUGGAGGAAGCUGCUGACGGAGGGGUCGGGAUCGCUGUCGGCCCCGUUUCUAUGCAGUCCACUUCCAUCAUAGCCAUUCUAGAUCAAGAUCAACCCCUGCGACAAUCCGGCCCGCCUACAAAGUCCGACUCUGCGCCGCAUUUUCCUUCUACUUCUCAAUCCCACUGCCAUGCUGACGGCAACGACACAAAACCUGAGCCUUCUGCUCUAGCCACCAAAGGUACCGACGCCAUUCCUAACAAUCAAUCGCGCGGACACCGCAAGAACGCACCCUCUGUCGAUGCCGUCCCGCGCCAAACUCUUAUGAAAGCACUGGCUUCUGUCGCACGGAAUAAUAAACCCGAAGCGUUAUCAAUAAACAACAUGUUGUCCGCCCACUCAGCAGCGGUCGAUAAACGACCUGGCAAUUCUUCGUCCUCUCAGCAACUCUCCGACGCUCUAUCCGAGCUUGCCGCCCGAAACAUAACUCCGACCACCGCAUUCCCCUCUCUUCAGUCACCGUGCUUCUACCACAACCGAUUUGAUGACGCAGUCGAUAUUGAUAAGGUCCUCGAGGAAAUCAAAAACGACGAGUGGAUGUCGCAUUCCAGAUUAGUGCAGACUGCCACCGGCGUUCGUGAAGUGUCGAAGCAGCUGCAGCGCCGGCCCAUCCGCCGAGCUGUCCGAAGUGUCAUGAUCGUCACCAAAGCCCGCGAUAAUGAAUUGGUGUAUCUGACCAGGGAGCUGACCAUGUGGCUACUGAGAACCCCCCGAUACGGCUCAGACAUAGGAGUCAACGUCUACGUCGAUGCGAAACUACGCAACUCGAAGCGUUUCGGUGCUUCUAGCAUUGUGGACGAAGAUCCCCGCUUUGAGUCUAUGCUUCGAUACUGGUCUCCGGACCUUUGCUGGAGUAGCCCGGAGAAAUUUGACCUUGUUUUGACCCUUGGUGGUGAUGGUACUGUGCUGUUUACCUCCUGGCUCUUCCAAAGAGUUGUUCCUCCCGUUUUGUCGUUCAGUCUGGGAAGUCUUGGCUUCUUAACAAGCUUCGAAUUUGAGAAGUAUAAGCAGCAUCUCAACAAGGUUAUGGGUGACGAUGGUAUGCGUGUCAACCUUCGUAUGCGAUUCACAUGUACCGUCUUCCGUAACGGCGCCUCUUCGGGUCAGGAGAUGGAAGAGGGUGAACAAUUUGAAGUUCUUAACGAGCUUGUCAUCGACCGCGGCCCAUCCCCUUAUGUCUCCAACCUUGAGCUGUACGGUGACAACGAGCUCUUGACCGUUGUCCAAGCGGACGGAUGCAUCUUCUCCACACCAACUGGAUCGACCGCAUAUUCCCUCUCCGCGGGCGGCUCUCUGGUCAGCCCUGACCUUCCUGCCAUUCUCCUUACUCCUAUUUGCCCGCACACACUAUCUUUCCGACCGAUGGUGCUUAGUGACACAAUGCUACUUCGUGUCUCUAUUCCGCGUAAUUCCCGCGCAACAGCCUACUGUGCGUUUGAUGGAAAAGGCAGGGUGGAACUGAAGCAGGGCGACUGUGUGACUAUCACGGCUUCUCAAUACCCUUUUCCCACCGUGAUGCGUACCGGAACCGAAUGGUUCGAUAGCGUUUCUCGCACGCUUCAAUGGAACACGCGAGCUGCCACCCAGAAAGGCUUCGAGAGCAAAAUUGGCGGUUCCGUCAAUGAAGACGAUGAGCCGGAAUGGGAUAUCGACACUGAUUCUGCAUACUAUGCAAGUGAAGAUGGCAGCACCAGCGCGAGUCCCUUACGACGACAGAUGAGCCUUCUAAACAUGUAG
This is a messenger RNA of Daldinia vernicosa, 1815 nucleotides long. Its product is annotated as ATP-NAD kinase. Gene Ontology annotation, biological process: NADP+ biosynthetic process; NAD+ metabolic process. The transcript has a single exon. The coding region runs from base 1 to 1815 and encodes 604 amino acids. NCBI's taxonomy places the organism in Eukaryota, Fungi, Ascomycota, Sordariomycetes, Xylariales, Hypoxylaceae. The record is from RefSeq and is a predicted model, not a curated record. Gene Ontology annotation, molecular function: NAD+ kinase activity.